UGGAAGAAAAAGGAAGUGAAUGGUUUCCUGUCUAAUUAGGUAUAUAGUCUACCACAGAGACAUUAAUGUGGCAGUUUCCUUGUUUUUGCUGUGCAAGUUUGCAGUUGUUGUCCAAGUCCACCAAGUCUUAUCAAAUUCUGACACUGAACUAGAUCUGAUCUACUGCUGAGUGAUUCAACACAGCAUGCCGAUCAGUGCUGAUCAGUGGAGAGUGGUGAUUGGCUGCAACAAUGUCAGGAGGCAUCGUCAAAUUGAUUUGAAACAAUUCUGCUUGGAAAAGAUGAUUUUGGGGGGAAGCAGUAUACAGUUGGAUCUAUCCGAUCUAUCUCAGCUGGACGCAGUGGUGCAAGAAGUACGGAAAGAUGCUGAAACAAGCCAUUCUGCGACACUUAAUGAUUUUAUCUUGGAUGAUUCCCUCGACGAAUUAUCGAUGAUAUUGAUGACUGUAUGUUGUCACAUAUUAUGUGUCGAGGUGCUUCAAUGCUUCCUAUCCAUGGUCAAGUUGCAACUCCUUCAAUUGGCUGGAGAUGUGGAAACAAAUCCUGGUCCUGAGACCCCUGAGUACAGGACAAUGGUAUCGUGCAUCAAGGAGUUGACUGAUACAACUGCUCGUGGUGUCUCUGGAAUCAGUGAUGUUUUAUUCGCGAGAUCGCUUAUGUCAGAUGAGAUUCAUCGAAAAAUGAUGGACACUUAUCUAGAAGACCAUAAAAAAGCUUCGAUACUGAUUAAAGACGUCUCUGGUCAAAUCAAGUUGAAUCCUGAAAAAUUCCUCGUCUUUGUUGAUGUCUUAAAGGAAGAUGGUCCAUGGACCAAUGACAUAGUCUCUCAUGUCUUAAAAGAGUACAACAGUAUAAAAGCAUCAGCUCCACCUCCAUCACAUACAAGCACACUGAGUCAUAGCGCUGACGUAAGCAGCCGUGUCAGUGAUGUCGAUAAAAUCGCCCGACUCCAUCGUGUAGAUCUUAUCGUACUUGAUCAGCAAUGCACAGAUUCUCGUAUUCUUCCAAUAUCCAAGUGCAUAGUUCCUUGGAACGCUUAUGGCCGAUACCUUGGUUUAAGUCCACAGCAAAUACGUGCUAUUGACACAGAUCGUCUGCUCUCUUUACCGCAUUCCAAAGCUGAAGAAAUGCUUCUUCAAUGGAAGAAAAUGUGUCAUGCUCAGACAGCAAUGAAAUGUACCUAUCGCUACUUGCUUCAGGGAUGCAUUAGUGUAGAAGGCAAUCUUCGCCUUGUAGGUGAAAUAUGCGAUAUCAUUGCUGAUCCCUCAUAUGACAAAGCUGGCAGUGAUCAUGUUGUCCCCGGAAUCUGCCCAAGCCCUUACAAACAAGCUGAUAAACCACAACCUGUAAAGGCUGAUGAACCAAGCCUAGAGAGAGCAAGAGAAACAGAACCAAAGCCAUCCAAGGAGGACGAACUGCCUAACGAUGUGCCAAAAGCAUUCUGUGAACUACCUCCUACUACGGUAAAGACUCAGUAUUCAGAGGAAAGUGAUGCUCGUGCUCGUGCUCAAGUGGCUACAGGCAAACUGUGGCCAAUCAAUCACGGUAAAGAUGUACUUCGUUUUUACAUCAUUAACCCAGAUGAUCUGGCCAGAGUUGGUCUCAAUGCUGACAACAUAAAGUCAUGGGCUGAGAAGUGGGACCAGCACACAUAUAGCAAUGAGAUUCCAAAAUUACGACCUUCUGGACAUUCCAAUUCGGACAUCAGGAUCAAAAUUAAUCCAAAUGGUGAAUCUUGGUCUGCGGUUGGAGUUGAUGCUGAAUUGGUUGAUAAAUCCAAACCUACCAUGGUUCUUGGGUUUGUCAAAGGUCGUAGUGACUACAAUCAACACAUCGCGAUCCAUGAAUUUGGGCAUGCAUUGGGCAUGGAGCAUGAGCACCAGAGAUCAAUUUUCUGGUCAGUAGCGAAGAAGUUUAUUGAUGUUGACAAAAUGAAAAAAGAUGAGAGAUUAAAGAACACAGAUAUUCAUUACUUGGAAAGUUUGCAGUGUGGUGACGGCUCUGACAAGUACGACCCUGACAGUGUCAUGCACUAUUGGUUCGACAAAGAAUGGCUGAAGUCGGCUGAACAUAGGGAUAAAAAUAAAGUGAAUAGUGACAGAAUUUUGAGUGACGAAGAGAGGAAAGUCAUUCUAGGUAUCCACACGCGUGAUAACAUCCUUGCAGUUUGCCCGUCUCCAACAGAUUUUUCCUUUUUGGCAGGGUGCUACAGGAAAAAAAUCGAUCCGAUUGGGCGUGAUCAGAAUGGAACAUUACACCGAAGUGGAGAUCAACAAGAAAACAUACAACCACAAUUAAUAGUACCACCUCCUUCAACAAAUCAAGCUACUGGCUUUCCCAGUCUUCAACGAGAUAUGAUAAGCAAAGGCCGUGCUAGGAGUCCCUCACUCGAUCUCAACAUGUCAAGCUGCCACGCUAAAAUUGGCAAAUCUACCGUUGCCACCGAGAUUGGCAGCGUUAUCAAUAGAGUUUCUGAUUUGGCAACUAAAAUCGGAAAAACUGAUGCAAGAGAUCAACUGCAAGAAGUAUCUCUUAAUCUCGGUUCUUCUGUUACAAAAGUUGGGGUUAUAGGAGCAAGUAACUCCGGGAAGAGCACAACACUAAAUGCACUUAUUGGGGAUAAAUUUCUACCUGCAUCAUCAGGGGGUACAACAGCACACAUUCUUUGUAUCAAGCAUAAUCCUGAAUUUCUAAACGGUAAACUUUUGGAUCCUGAAGAGAGGGAACUUGCAAAGGAGAGGAGAAGCAUUUUUGAGGAACUUAAACGAGUUAAUAAAACACAGCGUAAAAGUUCCCAGGAACUUAAACGAGUUAAUAAAAUACAGCGUAAAAGUUCCCAAUUAAGCACCGCCAGCGAUUCUGGUGCUAUAUUUGAAUUGCAGGUUUUAAUCCCUUUCUUGAGUAAACAUCCUGACAUCAAUCUUGAGCUUUAUGAUACACCAGGCACUUCCGAAGGUAAACAAUCCCAAAUUUACCUCGAUACUAUACAAACUAUUGAGCAAAUGGAAGGUCUUCUUCUAAUACUAAGCCAGGAUACAGUACUGCUUGACCCAACAACUCAACUGGUCCAGAACCUACGAGAAAAAUAUCCACUGCUGAUGGAUCCAAAACAGCCAAGAAUUCUAGUUCUCGUGAACAAAUAUGACCUAUUCUUCGAUGACAUUGAUGAAGAUGAGGACAAUGAGACCAUAGAAGAGAAACGUCUAGAUAUUAGUGGAAGAACUGGGUUUCCUCUACAAAAUAUCGUUUUCUAUAGUGCUAAACUUGCCCUCACAGCAAGAAAGUGGAGAGCUGACAUUGCAUCAGUUGAUGAAACACAAUUUGAUGAAACAAAAGUUGCUGUUCGAAAAUUGAAGAAAGAAGAAGUAACUGAGCUACUGAAAAAAACAGAUUUAACAUUUGAGCAGAAAAUCAAGAAAAUGAGUGAUAUUGCCACGAGUGGAAGUCUUAUCGAAGAAGUGGAGAAAUCAAUCGUAAAGUCCUGUUCAAUGUUUAAGCCAUUAAAAGCUAUAGAUGACACGUUGAACAUUAUAUGCAAGCUACUUGAGGAUGUGCAGCAAGAAAGAGAAAGAAAAAGGUCCGAUUCUGAAAAGCAAGAGGCGGCAGGGUGGUCAGAGGAUUUGGAACAACUAAAAUUAAAACUCAAGUCAUUUUCAAAUGACUUUUAAAAGUGACAGUUAGUUAUUAUUUUGUAGCUAUAGUGUAUAAAUUAUUUUUGUAGAAAGAUUUCUAGCUGGAUCAGUCAGAGGAUUUGGAAAAACUAACGAGUGCUCUUCAAAUACGUAACAAUGUACAUAAUUAUAAUUAUAGUGUGCAUAAAUAAUUUUUGUAUAGAUUUCUAGCUGGAUCAACUAAAAUUUGAGUGCUAUUUUUGUAUAAGAUUUCUAGCUACCGGUAGUAAGACAGUCAUACGUUGCAUAGUGCAUACUGUAUUACUAGAGUUUUUGAACAUAAAUAAAAUUGCAAAACCUAAAAGUUAGUACUGGUAGUAAUGACACCUGAUCCCUGCCAAAACACAAUAGUUAGAUCGCGAAGACUCAAAUUUUCUGCUGAUUUGGCUCAUUUGCAAAGGUGUUUUAUCCGCAAUGUCAAGUAUUAUCCCUCGUGCGGCUACGCCUCAAGGCAUAAUAACUUUUUACUAUAAGGACCUUAUUAUGACAUAUCACUAUGGGGAAUGAAUCUUUGUAUCAAGCCAUAAUCCUGAAUUUCCAAACGGUAAACUUUUGGAUCCAGAAGAGAGGGAACUUGCAAAGGAGAAGAGAAGCAUUUUUGAGGAACUUAAACGAGUUAAUAAAACACAGCGUAAAAUUGUCAGUAUCAACAACCCAAGUCACUAUCUACAUGUAUACCACGGGGCAAGAACAGUCAAAGUGUCUAAGUCACCUUCAUAGAAAAUACAGCACCCCGACGCUGAUGCUAUGAGACUGAGAGUGGACAAAUCGACAGCAAUUGGUAGUUAGUAGUGGCCUAAGUAGCCACUUGAAAUGUACAAUAGCGACAAUUAAGUCACUGUAUAAAGCUGCCAAUGGUUGAAUAUUGGGUGUUCUGCCUAUCACCUUAUCCAAUGACCUAGACAAGAUAUGUAUAUUACUCAUGCAAGUGGGAUGUACAGGUAAUACAACUCGAGCCCGAGGGCAAGAGUUGUAUUCGCAGUACAGCACGAGGGCAUGACGUAAUAACCUAACUUAUUGCUGAUUAAUGGAUCUGCAGGAUUCUACCCGACUGCAUUUAGAUUCGCCACGCACCAAUGCACUCCAGUUUAUGCAAGCUAAUAGAGUGCUGGGUGGUGCUUUACACAUCCAAACACCCACGGGGUGUGUCAUGUCCGUUCACAUCCUGACACGGGUUCGUUCACAAGCCUGAAACGAACCCGUGGCUGUGUAGGUUAAAUCGGUUAUGCAUCCUGCAUGGGUAAUAUCAAUAUCAUCCAAGACAAGAGUAGCUUAUCUACUCUUGUCCAGGUAUAUUGACCACAUGAUAUCACCCAGGCAUGUGCUGUAUAUGUACAUUGUAUUUACAGCACAGUAGUACAAUCCUUGCCACAAUGAGCAAUAACACUGCACUAUGGCGUGUAAUUUGAGUCAGUAUUGUGCCGGUAAUAUUGCCAAGGCAAAAAAGUUUUACCGGUACAUUUGCCGCGGCAAUAUUUUUACCGGGACAAUUGCCGCGGCAAAACUGUUUGGCUCGGUAAAUACCGGGACGAUUGCCCCGGCAAAAAGCAAAAUUUUGUGGAUGGGUAAAUACCGCGGCAAAAAGUUUACUGAGCCAUUUGCCGCGGCAAAAACAUUUACCGGGCCGUUUGCCGCGGCAAAAAUAUUUACCAGGCCAAAUCUAAUCAUCACGUGAUGUGCACCUGAUCUGCCUCGUGGUAUAUUAAAGUUUUAUGGAUGUAGCUAGCUGUACGUACGUGUAGUGAUCUUGUAUUUACCAUCUUUAGAGAGUGUUGGCAAGCUAUUAAUAAGUCAAGAAAGAGAGCCCCUCUGUCACUCCCACAAGAGCUGGUGAUGCUAUGAAGACCAGGCUGGAAAUUGAAGACUUUCUGUCUGCUAAAGAGUUGUACUUCCCCAUUGUUUUCCUGCCCCCCCCCAUUAAUCCUGAUUUGGUGCACAGUUUUUGUUGUUCACUUUUAUAAAACAAAGAAACAAUUAUGAGUAUAAAUCAAUACACUUGUUAAACACAGCUUCCUUCGUGUCACAAAGAUGAAUGUUCUAUUUCAGAGA
Molecule: messenger RNA, 5719 nt
Organism: Halichondria panicea
Lineage: Eukaryota; Metazoa; Porifera; Demospongiae; Suberitida; Halichondriidae
Exons: 13
Coding region: 185-3667 (1160 amino acids)
Biological process (GO): signal transduction; mitochondrial fusion; mitochondrion localization
Cellular component (GO): mitochondrial outer membrane
Molecular function (GO): protein binding; metalloendopeptidase activity; zinc ion binding
Source: RefSeq, a predicted model, not a curated record